Acanthopagrus latus (yellowfin seabream) is the source of this 2227-nucleotide messenger RNA. RefSeq names its product ubiquitin specific peptidase 12a (gene usp12a). The record is from RefSeq and is a predicted model, not a curated record. Gene Ontology annotation, molecular function: cysteine-type endopeptidase activity; cysteine-type deubiquitinase activity. The coding region runs from base 338 to 1456 and encodes 372 amino acids. Gene Ontology annotation, cellular component: nucleus; cytosol. The transcript is spliced from 9 exons. Lineage: Eukaryota; Metazoa; Chordata; Actinopteri; Spariformes; Sparidae. Gene Ontology annotation, biological process: protein deubiquitination.
AUACGCAUGCGCAAAACUAGAGCACGGCAAACCUUUAAAGUGUUGAUGCAAUUGACAGCUACCUUGUAAGAUAUUUUGACAUUACUCAAUUUGGCUUUGGCAGAUGCGCCUCUCUGGGAAUUGGAAUGCUGCACUCAUAGGCAAAAGACAGGCGAUCAUCUUUACCGACCUCGAUUAAACGAAGACGGAAGUAGUGACAAGGGAAUGCUCCCGUUUUUUUCUUGAGCUGUUGGACUUUCUGUCGCGAGCUCAGCAGAAUCGCCUGCUUGCUCUCACGAGGGGAGCCAGCCCAGUCUUGUCAGCGCGCGGCUGUGUGGUGGAAGAUGGCGCUAGCCGAAUGGAAAUCCUAAUGACAGUCUCCAAAUUUGCCUCUUUUUGUACCAUGGGCGCCAAUGCCUCUGCACUGGAGAAAGAGAUUGGAUCCGAGCAGUUUCCGGUCAAUGAGCACUACUUUGGCCUGGUCAAUUUCGGGAACACCUGCUACUGCAACUCGGUGCUGCAGGCUCUGUACUUCUGCCGACCAUUUCGGGAGAAGAUCUUGGCGUACCGCAGUCAGCCUCGGCGGAAGGAGAACCUGCUCACCUGCCUCGCGGACCUGUUCCACAGUAUCGCCAACCAGAAGAGGAAAGUGGGCGUCAUACCACCCAAGAAGUUCAUCACACGGCUACGCAAGGAGAAUGAGCUGUUUGACAACUACAUGCAGCAGGAUGCCCACGAGUUCCUGAACUACCUGCUCAACACCAUCGCAGAUCUGCUUCAGGAAGAGAGGAAGCAGGAUAAGACCAAUGGCCGCCUUGCCAACGGCACAUUGGACUCCCAGAACAACAACAGCAAUGCCACACCUGCUCCCACCUGGGUCCAUGAGAUCUUCCAAGGCACUCUGACCAAUGAGACACGCUGCCUCACCUGUGAAACGAUAAGCAGCAAAGACGAGGACUUUCUGGACCUUUCUGUGGAUGUAGAACAGAAUACCUCCAUCACACACUGCCUCAGAGGUUUCAGUAACACAGAGACACUGUGCAGUGAGUACAAAUACUACUGUGAAGAAUGUAGAAGCAAGCAGGAGGCACACAAGAGGAUGCGUGUAAAGAAACUGCCAAUGAUCUUGGCUUUGCACCUGAAGCGCUUUAAGUACAUGGAGCAGCUGCAGCGCUACACCAAGCUGUCCUAUCGCGUCGUCUUCCCCCUGGAGCUCCGCCUCUUCAACACCUCCGGGGACGCCACCAAUCCUGAGAGGCUCUACGACCUGGUCGCCGUGGUGGUGCAUUGUGGGAGUGGUCCAAACAGGGGUCACUACAUCGCCAUCGUGAAAAGCCACGACUUCUGGCUGCUGUUUGAUGAUGAUAUUGUAGAGAAAAUCGAUGCACAGGCCAUAGAGGAAUUCUACGGCCUCACUUCUGAAAUCUCCAAGAACUCUGAGUCAGGCUACAUCCUCUUUUACCAGUCCAGAGACUAAAUGUGGCGGAGGCGAGCGUUUCGCCACAGAAACCGGGAGAAGUGCUCUGUUCCCUCGUCUUCGCGAGGAGCAGCGGACCAUUAACGCGCCACAUCAGCUCGCGUGUGUGCCGGAACAGCUGUAAUUCAUACUUGUGCUUUUUACGCACUCAGCGCUGCAGCUCAGCCAUGGAAGCCCCCCCCCCUUACAUACCAGCUGCCCCUUACUUCCCCCUCCCUCUCAUCCUCUCCUCACUUUGGCUGGACCCUGCUGCCGGGACAAUGAGACGAUAAUGAAUGAAAACUGUGUCAAGAUUGUUUUUAAGAAAAAAGACAAUGAAUGAGGGUUGUACAGAUGUCGGUCGGUCGGUCGUAUGAGUGGCGUAUUUAGUUUUUGCCUUGGGUGUGGGGUUGAAUGGGUAUUUAAUAAUUCAUAUGAUGUAAUAUUGGCCUGGUGUCAUUGCCCCUCACACUGUUUGUUUUUCUGCACUGGGAUUUUACUGAGUGGAUCAUGUUUUUGAUCAUGGGUGUAAAGGAGGAUGGGUGGGGGUGGUGACACUGGGUUGUAUAUUUCUACAGUGUACAGGAUGGUAUUUGUAUAAAUAUAAGAAGAAGAUAAUAUUAUCAUUGGAAAAAUGUUAGACCUUGAGAAGAUGUAUUAACACUAUGGUGCACUUUUGAUACCGUUUUGUAGGUGUUGGCAAGUUUAAUGUGAGGGUUUGCUUAAAAAGGCCUGUUGUGAAGCGAUUAUUUUCUGUUUUAAAGAAAAAGAAAUAAAGCCAGUAAGAUUGAG